Messenger RNA from Drosophila elegans, 1092 nucleotides. RefSeq lists its product as uncharacterized. The record is from RefSeq and is a predicted model, not a curated record. The transcript has a single exon. Bases 65 to 1078 code for a protein of 337 amino acids. NCBI's taxonomy places the organism in Eukaryota, Metazoa, Arthropoda, Insecta, Diptera, Drosophilidae.
UUCCAGCAUUCCAGCUCUCUCUAAAUUCCUAUCCCUUUUAACGACUUAAAGCCUCCAAUCCGAAAUGGAUUUUCUUGAUCCUGAGCUCCACAGCAUCGACGAGGUGUAUGCCCAAUUUGAAGCAUACAAAAAGCAACGCCAGGAACAACAGCUGGAGCUGAAGGACAAGUUGGAGAAGUUCAAACUGGAUGCCGAUCUCAAGGUGCUCAAUUCCAACAUGGCAACCUUGCGGCUGGGGAUGCAGAAGCUCGAGCAGCAGCAGCAGCAGGGGCAGCUGCGCCAGAGGAAACUCCCAUCGCAGACGAGUUUCGAGGCCAUUCAGCUCGCUCCACCGGGUGAAACUGAUUCCUCCGUACAGGACAAAGACAAAGAGAAAGUCGUUGGGCCGGAGAAACUAUUGAUUAAAUGCGGCGUGAGCGAGUGCCUCUUUGAGAGUUGCCAAAAGAGCGUGGACAGCCAGCUGCUUCUGCUGCACUACCUGUGCGAGCAUGACCACAAGGAUGCCUCCUUUCAGCGCUGUCAGCCGCUGGUGGAGGGUGAGCGGGUGGUGCUCUCCUUCCAGCCGCAGAGCUGUGAGUUUCGGGUGAACCAGGUGCUGGGACUCUUGGCCUACGGUGGCCAGCUGGAGCAGAAGUUUCUACUGUCCCGAAGGCCACGGGAGAUCUCCAGCAGCCUUUUGGCGGAGACCCAAAUCCCGGUGGUGGUGCUCAUCUGCCGCACAGCCACUCAUGCUGCUCUCAAGGACAAGCGUCCGAUACGAAGUGUGCGGUCAGCGGGAUCAAAGGAUAAUCAAAGGGAUCAAGUGUUCGUGAUUUGGCUGGUGACACCCAGUGACCGGGUGCAGCUAAACGCCACGCUGUGUCUGUGCGGCAGAGAUGCUGCUGUUCGGUCCGCCUGCGUGGUGGGUGUUAGCCAGGUGAAGCACAGCCAGGACACCAGCCGCUUCAUGGCUGCGGAUGCCAACUACUGGCGACAGACGUACACCGAUGUGGAGCGGCUCUCAAACAACUUCCGCGACGAACUGCACCUAGAGGUUUCGCUCACAGAAUCCCCAGCUUCAGCACUGGGACGAAUGUAGUCGACAGUGGCACU